AUGGCCAAUAUUAUCAAUAAAGCCCGAAUCAAACAACGCUCACUAGUCAUCACCCUACUUGACCUCAAGAAUGCUUUUGGUGAAGUUGAUCAUAAUCUGAUCGCAUCCGUGCUUGAUUACCACCAUAUCCCUGAACAUGUUAAAUUGAUAAUUAAAAGUCUAUAUACCGAUUUUAAAACUUCAAUAAUUACAUCUGAAUUCCGUACACCCUUCAUACCAGUUCGCCGUGGAGUAUUGCAAGGUGAUUGCCUGAGUCCUCUUCUCUUCAAUAUAUGUUUCAACACCUUUAUACAACACAUAAAAACAGAUAAAGAUCGUCAAUUUGGUUUCUCCUUACAGUUUCUAAAUCCCAUUCACUGGUUUCAGUUUGCUGAUGAUGUCUUUAUCAUUCAUUAUGGAUUGAGACUCAGGAUUGGUCAAGAAAAUAUUACUAGAUGAUUUAUUUCUCCCCGUAAGUUUAUUAAUUCUCUUCCAUCACUUCGAGUUGUUUUUAUCACAAUUUGCGAUAUAUUUUCCUUACCAUACUUUUCAUUUGCAAGACGGAUUUCUUGUUUCACACGAUUUCUCAAGAGUCUACAAUGGUCAAAUUUUCCUUGUUUAUAUGCACAGGGCCGCGUCUAUAGCUACGGCACUGCCCCCCCCCCCCUCGUCCUCCACCCCCGCUCCCCCUGCUAUAUCAUUAUAUGUAAGAAGCGCUUUAUAAAUGAUUAAGUUAUUAUUAAUAACGACUGGUCCCUUAAAGUAAAAACAAUUUAUCGGCAAAAGCAAGUUUAAUAGAGUUGAAUGAACAUUUCGAAACACUUUACGAAGCGAUUCAGGUUAACUUUUACAUUAAAACAAAGUUCACAAAAUGCAAAAUAACAUAUCUAGAGUACAUAGUCCGAAAUUUCUUGUUGUAUUCUUAAAAGUUGUAAUCCUUCAAAUAGUUUUGCCGUUUUGUACAAAAAAAAUAAAAAAGUUAAAAAAAUUAAAAUCAUCGUAAGCCUACGUUUAGUGUUGGUCAGUUGCUAAUACUUUGGAUUAUUAUUCGGACGAUAUGUAGUCAUGAAACUGGGCUACGAGAUAUAUAUAUAACAUAGCUCUGCUAAUUCUUUCAGGGUAACUGAUGCAACUAAGAAAUCAAGUUGUCUUACGGUUGAAGAUGUCUCCAAAUUAAAUGUUACAGCCGACUUGGUCGUCCUUAGCGCUUGCCACACUGCCCGUGGAAAGAUUAGCAUCGAGGGAGUCCUUGGAUUGGCAAGAGCAUUUCUGAUGGCUGGUGCAAGGUCUGUGGUUACAGCUUUGUGGGCAAUUACUGACAGUGCAACGAUGGUGUUCAUGAAGAAAUUUUAUAGAAAUCUUUGUGAAAUGCGUGUUGGCGAUGCCUUGUCUACCACCAUGUGCCAGAUGCAAGAGGAAGAAUGUUUCAAACAUGUCGUCCAAUGGGGCUCGUUCAAGGUUCUUGGUGCAAAUGUGAAAGUAUCACUUCCCAG
This is a messenger RNA of Paramuricea clavata, 1472 nucleotides long. NCBI's taxonomy places the organism in Eukaryota, Metazoa, Cnidaria, Anthozoa, Malacalcyonacea, Plexauridae. The record is from the annotation of a GenBank genome assembly.